CACCUUCCCAGACGCUGCCUGGUAGCUGAGGCACACACUCGUGGAAGACGUUUAUUUCCCCUGAAAAUUAUAUCUUUAUAGUUUUAUAAUUCAAAAAAUAAAAAUUAAAAAAGCUUAGAUAUGAGGAUUGUUUUCUGCUACAGAACACCUCCCUUGGUACAACAAAAAAGACCAGUGUUUACUUUUCAUUAAAAGAACCUGAAAAGGAAACUGGAAGGAACAAAAAGGUGGGAAGGUGAGAGGAAAACCAAGUGUGUUUAAUCCUGGAAGCCAACUGAGAAUAGAGCCUGCUUGAUAUACCAGGAAAUGAAGAACUGAAGGAGGGUUUAUUUUUAUUCUCCUUAGAAUUGAGGGUCUGCUCUUGGAGCCUUCAGACUCCAUGGGGAAGUGGGAUAAUUGAGUGGACUUUAUGAAUCCUAUAUCAAUGGCCAGAUGGAGGGGCCCAACUCAAUCUGUAGGCCCAACAAUACAAGAUUAUCUGAAUCGACCAAGGCCCACCUGGGAAGAAGUGAAGAAACAAUUAGAAAAUAAAAAGAAAGGCUCCAAGGCAUUAGCUUAAUUUGAAGAAAAAAUGAAUGGGAAUUGGAAAAAAUAAUUAGAAAAAAGCAGAGAGAAAUUAAUAAGUGAAAAUGAAAGUUCAUCCAAAAAAAAAGAAAGAAAGAAAAAGAAGAAAUCUUAUCAGUAUUCAUCUUCUUCAUCAAGCUCUGAUUCUUCAAGCAGUUCAGAUUCUGAGAAUGAGGAAAAGAAACAAUGAAAAAAGGAAAAGAACUGUUCAUACAGGUCAUCAGAAAGCUCUACAUAUGAAUCUGAAUCAGAAAGCAAGGAAUGUAAAAAAGAAAAGUCAAAGGAUGAAACAGAUAAAGAAAAGUAUAUUAGAAGACUCAGCAAAAAAAGAAAGAAGACUUAGCCUGAAGAUAAACCUUUCUCAUUAGAAUCCUCAUCAGAAUCAGAUUAUGAAGUGGAAGUUCAAGCAAAAAAGAAGAGACAUGAAGAGUGAGAAAAAGCAACAGAAAAAGCAAAGAAGAAGAAACAUCACAAGAAACAUAGUAAGAAGAAGAAAAAGAAGUCAGGUACAAGUCACAAGUCAGGAUAACAUAAAGAAGUAAGAUUUUCCUAUUUAAAAAAACAAGCACUUAAGGAAACUUUAACUGUGAAUGUUAGGGCAUAUUUACAAAAAUGCAUGAAUUUCCCUGUGCUAAUAGAAUUAUUCCUGGACUGAGUGUCAGUCAUAUGCCACUGUGCCAGAAAGGGCCAUAAUCAUUGCCUGCAGCACAAAUAUAUAAUUUUGUUAGUUUGUGUGUUUUUCCUUCCAUUGGUUAAUUCUUCUGGGAGCUAAAACCCUGUUGUUCAUACUAGUGGUUAAGACGUUUGGAAUUGAAUUUAAAUGUUUUAGAUAAUAAUUUGACCCCCCGGAAUGUAUCUUAUUUAAAAGUGUGUAAUUUGGAUACACAUAUAAAAUGUAAUUAGAAAUAUCUAGAUGACUAUAGUUGACAUUUUUGAAGCAUGGACUUAAUGAUAUCUCUAAAUCCUUACUUUUAAGUGCCCUGAAUGAUACAUUGGAUCAGAUGGACUUGACAGAUCUAUUUAGAACUCUGCAUCCCAAAGCAACAGAAUAUACUUUCUUCUCGAGUGCACAUGGAACAUUCUCCAAGAUAGAUCAUAUACUGGGUCACAAAACAGCCCUUCAUAAGUAUACAAGAACUGAAAUCAUACCAUGCACACUUGCAGACCACAAUGCUAUGAAGCUUGAAAUCAACCACAGGAAAAAGUCUGGAAAACCUCCAAAAACAUGGAGGUUAAAGAACACCCUACUAAAGAAGGAAUGGGUCAACCAGGCAAUUAGAGAAGAAAUUAAAAAAUAUAUGGAAACAAACGAAAAUGAAAAUACAACAAUCCAAAUGCUUUGGGAUGCAGCGAAGGCAGUCCUGAGAGGAAAAUACAUUGCAAUCCAGGCCUAUCUCAAGGAACAAGAAAAAUCCCAAAUACAAAAUCUAACAGCACACCUAAAGGAAAGAGAAGCAGAAUAGCAAAGACAGCCUAAACCCAGCAGAAGAAGAGAAAUAAUAAAGAUCAGAGCAGAAAUAAACAAUAUAGAAUCUAAAAAAACGGUAGAGCAGAUCAACGAAACCAAGAGUUGGUUUUUUGAAAAAAUAAACAAAAUUGAUAAACCUCUAGCCAGGCUUCUGAAAAAGAAAAGGCAGAUGACCCAAAUAGAUAAAAUCAUGAAUGAAAAUGGAAUUAUUAUAACCAAUCCCUCAGAGAUACAAGCAAUUAUCAGGGAAUACUAUGAAUCCUUACUUUUGAAAAUUAGUUUAUUUUACUUCUUAAUAAACUUUAGUUUACAUGAGGAAAGGGCCUGUGGGGGGAAAAAAGAGUUUGCUAUAACUUUAGCUAGCUGAAUAGUGUGUGCCUUUGAUCUUUACACAUCCUAUCUUUGCCAGUGCAACAGCCAUUCUAUUCUUAUUUGGUGAAAUUCUGGGAUGUUGUGUGCUCCUUCAUGUGAACAAGAAGAAAGGAUAAGUAAACCCCCAUUUCUAUGAAAUUUACCUCCACUUCAAUAGUACUGAAUACUGUUUAGCAUUAGAGUGUUACAUUGUUUGAAUUAACUUUGAUGCCAUUUGGAGGGGAAUCAUUUUAUAUAAACCCUGGUAUCUUUUUUAUUAAUAAAGAUGUGAAGUAUUUUGCAUGUUUUAUACUAUUAAUUUUUGAUUAUCCAGGGAUAUUCUAUACAACCAUUAAUCCUUUUUAUAUGAUUUAUGCUUAGGAUACAAGUUUGUAAUUUCUUAAUCUUACUAUAUUUCAUUACUAUAUUUCAUUCAUAUUGAAGCUUGUUUACUGCAAGCAAGUUAAGUGCCAGACCUCUAGUACGCUAUGUGUCUUGUUACAUGAAACUAUUUCCAAAAUCUUAGUAAGUAUUCUGUUUAGAAGUUCAGUAUCUUAAGCAUUAGUAUUGAUUUAAAAUAGGAGUUGAAUUUAGAAGAUAAUGACAUCAUUGAUCUUCCUGUGUUAUAUUUUAUUAAAUGGUGCCUCAUGUUUGUUGCUGAUUAAUGUUUACCACUAAUUCUGAAAUGAGUUGAGAAUUAUUUUUAUUUUACAUAUUGAUAUAUCAGAGUAAUAUUAAUUAUAAAUUGAUGUCUCAAAAAAACCCACCUGUUACAGAGGAUGUGCUAAUUGUAACAUAUUUACAAAAUAUUUUGGCAUGAUGAGGGAAUCAAUAGCUACUUUUUAAUAGCUGAUUUCAUAUCAACCUCCUUGAAUCACAGGUAAAGUUAUUAUAAAGAUAGAAAAUAUCAAGUAAAUAAAUAUUGGCUCCCCAAAUUUUUGCAGUUCUCUCAGUAAGUUUCUUGGAACAUUAUAUAUUUAAUAUCCUGAUAGAUCACCUUAAAGCUUCAUAACUUUAGUUGUUUUCUAAAAAAAAACAACAGCACUAUAUAUGCUGAUAAAAAUAUUAUAGUUAAGGGAUAUCUUAUAUCCAUAUAGAAUUUUUCAAAUUUGGUUUUGAUUAACAUAUGAAAGAAGCUUAUAUUAUUUGUAGAAUAUGGUAAAGACAUUAACAGCUUACCAAAUAUCUGUGUGCUCUCAUUUACUUCCCAGCCCCUUGUACUUAGGUAAUGCCAUUUGACUACUUCUAGCAGAGGGAUUACAGAGAUUGUAAACAGAAAUGAGGUGUCAUUUCAAUACUGGAGCAGAAAAAGUCCUGCGUGACCUUCCAGCCCUCUCUUUACCUGCCAUGGUGACCUGAAAGCAAUGUACUCCAAAUGGUGUAUCUAUAAGAUGGAUGCAAUCUGUAUCUCUAAGUUACUCUUUACAAGGGACCUGCCUUGGAGAGCUGAUGGACUUGCAGUGAAACUUUUGAGAGUAAGAAAUAAACUGUUAUGUGUUAAGCCACUGAGAUUUUGGGUCUUUUUUAUUACCACAGCUUCA
Molecule: messenger RNA, 3924 nt
Organism: Acinonyx jubatus (cheetah)
Lineage: Eukaryota; Metazoa; Chordata; Mammalia; Carnivora; Felidae
Gene: FAM133A
Product: family with sequence similarity 133 member A
Source: RefSeq, a predicted model, not a curated record